Messenger RNA from Hypoxylon trugodes, 1110 nucleotides. Its product is annotated as glycoside hydrolase family 75 protein. Gene Ontology annotation, molecular function: chitosanase activity. The transcript has 3 exons. NCBI's taxonomy places the organism in Eukaryota, Fungi, Ascomycota, Sordariomycetes, Xylariales, Hypoxylaceae. The record is from RefSeq and is a predicted model, not a curated record. Bases 320 to 1090 code for a protein of 256 amino acids.
GCUUUGAUCUUGAGUGGUUUCCGGUCGUCCUAGAUGGCUUUUUAUCAGUCGCAGCUGAAAUUCUUCGUCUUCUCAUGUAAGUGUUAGCCGUUCCCGAGAUAGCUUGCCACUUUCUAGGUCGGCGUACAAUUAUCGGGGUGAUCCAUAUGCUAGGGUAACGAUCACCCUUGGCAUUCGGAAUCCGUCAGCUGGUAAGGAUUCCAGAUCCGGGUAUGGUUAAGGAUGUAAAGUGAUAUAUAGAUGCCGUUCGUCAACGUUAAUGCUGUGAUUAUGAAGUUAUCCCACCUAGAUCGCGGAUCUGUCUUGUUAGUUGACGAAGAUGCCUUCAAAAGCUUACCUAUUUUUAUCCUUCCUUCUAGCUUCGGCUCAAGCUAGGGAUAUCCCAUCCAACCUACGGAAUUUCUAUAAUUCAGUAGUAACGCAAGGAUCAUGCAAAAAGCCAUUACAGGGAGGCUUCUAUGAUAUGGCAGGGAGUAGUGACAAUAGCUUCGCCUAUUGCGGUGACCACCUAGAUGACUACGGCAUCAUCUACUUACAAGGCGGAAAUGGGAAGUUGGCCAACAUGGACAUCGAUUGCGACGGAGACAUAAGCAAGAACGAUGACGGCCGUUGCGAUAACGCCCACUCAACCCAAAGCACGACAUCUUUCAAGCGCUAUGUGUCAGCGUAUAAGAAUGGUGUUCCGGACUUGAAUCCUUUCGUCCACGACUACGUAGUCUUCGGAAACAGUGGAGACAAGGAAGGCUGGAUCACAUUUGACCCUCGCGAGUACGGCAUGCAGCCUUUGAGCGUGAUGGCUGUUGUCUGCAACAACAAGCUGAUUUAUGGCAUUUGGGGAGAUACGAAUGGCGACGAUGGCGUGAACGCCAGAAUCGGCGAAUCGUCGAUUUCAAUCGGGACUCUGUGCUUCGGUACUGGUAUUAACGGAGAGGUCGGCUAUGACCACGAAGACGUCUUAUACAUUGGAUUCACCGGCUCCGACGCCGUCCCCGGCGAUAAAGCGAACUGGCGUGCGGCUGAUGAGAACAAGUUCCAAUCAAGUAUUAGCAAAUUUGGCGACAAGCUCAUCCAGAGGAUCGGGAAAUCUUAAUGCUUCCCUAAGUGCUCCUU